This is a messenger RNA of Fomitiporia mediterranea MF3/22, 165 nucleotides long. RefSeq lists its product as uncharacterized. Lineage: Eukaryota; Fungi; Basidiomycota; Agaricomycetes; Hymenochaetales; Hymenochaetaceae. The transcript is spliced from 2 exons. The record is from RefSeq and is a predicted model, not a curated record. The coding region runs from base 1 to 165 and encodes 54 amino acids.
AUGUCAAUAUUCGAUCUACACAAUCCAGGACAUACUUCCAUUGAGAUUAUGGAACUACAGGAAUAUAAAGUACAAGGCACUAGAGAGAUAUUUGCUAAGAGAAAGGACAUUGCACUAUUGCUAUCAAGUAUUACUUUCAAUACUAUUGUGCAUACACAGACCUAA